Messenger RNA from Solanum tuberosum (potato), 1484 nucleotides. Its product is annotated as serine carboxypeptidase-like 11. The transcript is spliced from 13 exons. The record is from RefSeq and is a predicted model, not a curated record. Gene Ontology annotation, molecular function: serine-type carboxypeptidase activity; acyltransferase activity, transferring groups other than amino-acyl groups. Gene Ontology annotation, biological process: proteolysis; secondary metabolic process. The coding region runs from base 1 to 1458 and encodes 485 amino acids. Lineage: Eukaryota; Viridiplantae; Streptophyta; Magnoliopsida; Solanales; Solanaceae.
AUGUUUUAUCUUCUUUUUGUUGCUACUUUGUUUGUACAUGUACAAAGUGUUCCUCAAAAUAGCUCAAUUGUUGAAUAUCUUCCUGGUUUUGAUGGACCUCUUCCUUUUUAUCUUGAGACUGGAUACAUUGGAGUUGCCAAAUCUGAGGAAGUGCAACUAUUCUAUUACUUUGUUAAAUCAGAAUCCGACCCGAAGAAAGAUCCGAUCUUGCUAUGGAUAUCGGGAGGACCCGGUUGCUCAUCCUUCACAGGAUUGGUGUACGAAGUAGGUCCAUUGGCUUUUGGACAAAAGGCAUACAAUGGAAGCCUACCAUUUCUUGUUUCAAGACCAUAUUCAUGGACAAAGUUUGCGAGUAUAAUUUUCUUGGACGAGCCUUUAAAUACUGGGUUCUCAUAUGCAACAACUUCAACGGGGCACAACUAUACUGAUCUACAAGCAUGCGGUCAAGUCUAUGAAUUUCUACGAAAGUGGUUCAUUAAUCAUCCAGAAUUCAUCUCGAAUUCUUUCUAUGUUUCUGGGGACUCUUAUGCAGGCAUUACAGUUCCAGUUAUGGUUCAACUAAUAUCAAAUGCCUUAAGGUUUUAUAUUCCUUUCUUUUCGUUCAAUUUCAACAUAUAUCAUGAAUGGAAAAAAUAUUGUUUUAAUUUGAUGGCGAUAUCCUUUAAGGGCUAUUCACUUGGAAAUCCAAAAACAUUCCCUGAAGAAGUCAAUUAUAAAAUUCCCUUCUGUCAUGGUAUGGGGCUAAUAUCCGACGAACUUUAUGAGUCGUUGAAACAGACUUGCAAAGGCGAAUACCUAAAUAUAAAAUCUACCCAUACACCAUGUUCAGAAAACUUAAAAAUAUUCAAGGAGCUCGUGAGUGGUAUAUGUGAUGAACAAGUACUAGAGCCUUACUGUGGAACAUACUCUGAAGAACCAAAGUUAUGCCAAUCGUCAAGUGAAAGAAGAUCUCUUGAAGAGAAUUUCAUCUUUUUAAAUCGUGAUGACUUUAUCUAUCGAAGAAUAAGUCGUGUUGACACACACAAUCUCUCAGUUUAUUGGGCAAAUGACCCAAAAGUUCAAGAGGCUCUCCAUGUUAGAAAGGGAACUAUAAAAAGAACAUGGGCAAGAUGUAGGCAAAGUAUUGGGGAUAAAAGUUACGCAAUUACUUUCAUGAAUAGUAUACCUUACCAUACAAACCUUAGUACAAAAGGUUAUCGAUCACUUAUAUACAGUGGCGAUCAUGACAUGGUUGUUCCUUUUCAAUCGACACAAGCAUGGAUAAAGUUUCUAAAUUAUCCUAUUAUUGAUGAUUGGCGUCCAUGGAUGGUUGAUGAACAAGUUGGAGGUUACACAAGGUCUUAUUCUAAUCAUAUGACAUAUGCAACGGUAAAGGGAGGAGGGCACACAGCUCCAGAGGACAGACCAGAAGAGAGUUUUCACAUGUUUAAAAGAUGGAUAUCUCAACAACCUUUAUAAUUUUUUUUAAUUAGUUCAAUAUGCAC